AUGUCACAGCCAACCUUGAACUCGAGUUUCAGCGGCAUCAAUUUCGUUGGUAUGAAUCGUGGCUCGCGUUUAUCUUAUACGAGUUUGAGGGCACCUUCAGGCGACAAUAGUAUAAACGAGGAGGAGAGACUUUCAACGCCUAACGUCCAUCGACUUGGUGGUAGCGCUGGUGAGAAUAUAUCCACGGUUGAUAAUGGCUCGAGAUUCUCACAACCAGAUGUCAGACGUUUUGCUCUACGUCAGGAUGUACCAGCUAAACGCGAAAGACUCUCUCAGCCUACGCUUCUAUCUGGCGAUUAUUAUCCAAAUCGUGGACAACAGAGAUUGUCCCAACCAUGUUUGUCAACCGUUAGAGACUCCGGUAUACCAACAAUGAUACUACAAUCACCAUCACCACCUCCCAUGAAACACAAAAGAUUUUCACCGAUUUCUGCAGCCACUCAUAGAGAACGUCUAUCCCAAUUGGAUAUUGGCGGGAAGUAUAGAAACUGGAAGGAUCUCUCUAACUCUACGGUAAAAUUCAAUCGUGAUAGAUUCUCGAUACCAGAAUUGGAAACUCAGAAUGAUUUGAAAUUGAUGGCUGGUACACCUAAACAAAGAUACAGUCUUGACAGUCAAUUGACGCGUAAUCAGGAUAGUGGGAGAUCGAGAUUAUUACCGAUAGCUAGCUCUCCGAUCUCCGAACAUCAACAGAGCAAAUUUGAAGAGAUUACUGGUACGGUAAAUGUCGGACCUAAUAAAUUGAAGACACCUACGCGUGAAUGUUUGGAAAGUGUUAUUGUCGCUAGCACAACGCCUAUAUUGCCAUCGGGAGAUCGCAGAAUACUCGACUCUACGAUAGCCCUUAGAUCUAUCUCACCUACGGCCAUUUCAUCUAUAACAACUGGAACAACAUCAACGUCUACGUCGAUCACUACAAACGCAACAAUGGCUAUGAUUAAAGGUAUAUCAACAACUGUCUUACCACCUAGAGAAAGAAUGUCUGUACCAGAGAUCAGAAACUCGAGCUUACGUCGUUUGUUGGAUCCACCGACUAGACAGAGACACAGCAUAACAGGUAAUCUUAGACAAUGUCUACUUUCACCUAGCAAAGUCCAUGACAUAACGAGGAAACCUUACAAAUUUUCUAUCGACGAAGCUUUGGAAAAAUUAAAAAAAGAAAAAGAAAAGGAGAAGGAUAAAGAUAAAGACAAGGAUAAAGAAAAUGUUAAAGAAAAAGAGAAAGAAAAUAUCAUAGCCAAUGAGUCUGAUUUCGAUAUAAUUCAACCCCCGAAACACAUCCAACGUCAUUAUUCUUAUACUUAUGACAUGAACGACGAAGGCACUUCCAUUGGUAAGAUCUCAGUCAGUAGUAUACCUAAGAAGAAAUUUUUAGAGAGUAACUUCGAUGAGAAUGAACAGGUUAUUACAACUGUAAUAGAAACUGAUGUACCAGUCAUAUUAGGUACGCCGAAAUAUUUUAAAAGAAUGCAAGCUUAUUCGAGUGAGACACCUAAAUGGAUCAGAAAGUAUCUAGAUAGUAGCGACGGUCCUAAAUUUGGUAAGAAAAGUACAACGGGCUCUGGUAACAAGGACAGCUCGAAAUCUAGCAGGAAAGGUAGCAGAAGAAAAAGUUCUUUGGAAUCGAUCGAAGCCGAAAAGAAACCAGAGAAUAAAACUCGAUCGAAAUCAGUAAGUAGCGGCGAAAGAAGUCCGAUGAUGAAGAGCACCGGUAUCAGUCAAGAAUUCAUGAACAAUAUUAAAAACACUUACGUCAGAAUCGUGCCAACCAGCAAUAUGCAAGAGAACAGAUAUGAAAUAGCCGUAGGAUCGAGUUGGACUCAAGGUAAUGACAAUCGUGGAUCUUAUGGUGUUGUUGAUGGUGAUGAUACCGAUUCGGAUGAUUCUACCUCUAUUUAAAUGCCAAAGAUAUAGUUAUUUUUCCAAAUGACCGCUAAUUAACAUCGGAAUGACUUGAGAGAAUCUCACCAUUGUAUCGCUUAUAUAAAUAUCACGACUACGCUAUACGCAUAUAUAUAUAUAUAUAUACAUAUAAUAUAUUAUAUAUUGUAUAUUAUAUUAAACUGUAUAUUAUAUCAUAUACCAUAUAUCGUGUGUCACGUUUCAUGCAUUAUUAUACAUAUAUUAUUAUGUUUCUAAAUGUUGAAUUCGUUGAGAAAAAAAUGAUACCAGGAUACAAGUGACACUGAUCAGAAUUCAUUAAAAUAUAAUUUCUAAACUUUUGUUAAAUUAUUUCUUUAUUUUCUUCAAGAUUUUUUUCUUUGUUGCAAUCAAAAUAUUUAAUGUUUUAAGAGAAAAAUUCAUAAGCAAAGUGCAUUACCGUAUGUCAUUUUUAAUUGAAUUUUGUACUUAAAUCGUAUUUUCAACGCAUGAUCUAAUAAAGGUAAUAAGGAAGCAUUAAUUCACACAAUAUAUAAUUAAUUAUUGAUUUCUAUAAUAAUGAUUAUAGAAUAACGAGUCAAUAAGAUAUAAAUGAUAAUAAUGAUGUCAAACAUUGUACAUAUGUCAUUGUUUCAAAAAUUAAAUUAUUCUUUAGAUAUACGAAAGUAUAUAGAGAAUUACUUAUUCGAUACUUUCAUGUUUUCGAUUAUAUUAUUUUUAUUUCCUUAAUGAAUUAAAUAACACAAUUUAUAUAUAUAUAUAUAUCUUUUUUCCUUUUAUACUAAUAUAAUUUUUAUUGUUAUAUUGAUGCUUCAUCAUUAUGAUCUUUAUUAAUGAUAAAGAUUGAAUACAAAUGAAAUCGAUGGUUCCUUGUAUUAAAAUAGCUGAAUUAUUUUUUAAACUGAUACUAGUCAUCCUACUGAACAAAACGAACGUGGUUUAAUAAUUUUUUAUCUCAAUCAAUUACCAAGAUGAUUUCCAACUGGUAUUAGAAAUAUUUGAAAUACUAUUUUAUAUAUUAUGGAUGCCAAAGUAUGUGAAUGUAAAUAAAAUAAUAUUUCAGAUAUACAUAUAAGAAAGAUUAGAAAGUUAAUUAGUUAAAUAAUUUCUUUUAAUACUCAGAAGUUAGAAAUAAUAAUAAUUGAAUAAAAGCGUUUUUAUUAUAAUUUUAUAUUUUUCUCCUUUUCUUUUUAUGUUUCUCUUGAUAUAUUAUUUUAAUAAAAUUAAAGGCAAUAUAGGCCAUCUCAUAUGAUAUUAUCAGAAUAAAAAAUCACAUUUCUCAAAAAGUAACAUCAAUAAACGAGUAAUGUUAAGUUAUAUUUUAAACAAUGCAAAUAAAUCUUUGUAUUAAAAGCUUUAGAAGAAACAUUUGUUUUAUGUAACUGAAUUGUUUCAUAUUACGCUCUCGCAUUACAUUACUUAUGUUGUAUAUUAUUUUAUAACAACAACAAAAAAAUAAAAAAGAAGAAAGAUGUUAGAGCUUUCAAGACUAUAAAAUAACGUAGAUAUUAAAUGUUGUGUAACGUGGAAUAAUAAAUGUUACUGUUGUCAAUAAAA
Messenger RNA from Vespula vulgaris, 3438 nucleotides. RefSeq lists its product as uncharacterized. The transcript has a single exon. Bases 1 to 1899 code for a protein of 632 amino acids. NCBI's taxonomy places the organism in Eukaryota, Metazoa, Arthropoda, Insecta, Hymenoptera, Vespidae. The record is from RefSeq and is a predicted model, not a curated record.